Molecule: messenger RNA, 2588 nt
Organism: Nannospalax galili (Upper Galilee mountains blind mole rat)
Lineage: Eukaryota; Metazoa; Chordata; Mammalia; Rodentia; Spalacidae
Gene: Ldlrad4
Product: low density lipoprotein receptor class A domain containing 4
Exons: 8
Coding region: 686-1606 (306 amino acids)
Biological process (GO): negative regulation of transforming growth factor beta receptor signaling pathway
Cellular component (GO): Golgi membrane; early endosome membrane
Molecular function (GO): R-SMAD binding
Source: RefSeq, a predicted model, not a curated record
GGGGUGGCCUGCAGCCUGCGGCGGGCCGCUGCCCUCCCAGCCCCUGCGUCCCCCCGGAGAUCCGCGCGGCAGCACUUCAAGCUCUACAUUUGUGGCAACAGACCUAUCUCUCCUGUUGGACUAUUUUCAAGGACUGACAUCAGGUUUCAAGUAGCUUAAAAGGCUCAUCUCUUCAUUCUCCUGUAGUAAAGAACCAUGUGGACUGGCCUGGUGUUAAGGAACAACUCAGGGGCCGAGGAGAUGGCUCAGCAGCAGGAACAGAAGUGAAGCACAAAGAGGGACAGAUCAGAACAGACUGAGAUCUCUUGGUGAGGCUGAUACUGUGAUCCCUUUGUGGAGGAUGUUGGCUGCUUCGAGGCUGAGGAGCCCUUCAUUUUGAGGAGGGAGAGCAGCUUUCAGCAGGACAGCUUCUCCACUCCCAAUCUCACCAUGGCUUCAACUCUCUGGCUGGACGGCUGAUGUGACUGUGUGUCCCACAUGCUGUUGGACUCUGUGCCAUCCAGGUACUGCCUGCUCAUAAGGUGUGGGAGCACAGCCAGUGGGCAUCAGAUGCUCCCCAGAGCUGGACGAACAAAGUGAUGGACUUGAACAGGCUAAGAUGGAAGUAACCUGAGGCCUUGCCCAGGCAGUUUCUUCACAACUGGACAGCUCAAGAGUUGAAACACAAGCUUGUCUGGGGUGCAGUAUGCAGGAAGCUGGUUUUCAGGCCACAAAUGCUUUCACAGAGUGCAAAUUCACCUGCACCAGCGGUAAAUGCUUGUAUCUUGGUUCACUGGUCUGUAACCAACAGAAUGACUGUGGGGACAACAGUGAUGAAGAAAACUGUCUCCUGGUGACUGAGCAUCCACCGCCAGGCAUCUUCAACUCGGAGCUGGAGUUUGCACAGGUCCUCAUCAUCGUCGUGGUGGUCACAGUGAUGGUAGUGGUUGUUGUAUGCCUGCUGAACCACUACAAAGUCUCCACACGUUCCUUCAUCAAUCGCCCCAGUCAGAGCCGGAGGCAGGAAGACGGGCUGCAGCCGGAAGGGUCCCUGUGGCCUUCUGACAGUUCCGUACGGCGGCCAGGGGCGUCAGAGAUCAUGUAUGCCCCUCGGGGCAGGGAUAGGUUUACCACCCCAUCCUUUAUCCAGCGGGAUCGGUUCAGUCGUUUCCAGCCCACCUACCCGUACGUGCAGCAUGAGAUUGACCUGCCUCCCACCAUCUCCCUGUCCGACGGGGAGGAGCCGCCUCCUUACCAGGGGCCUUGCAGCCUGCAGCUCCGGGACCCAGAGCAGCAGAUGGAACUCAACCGCGAGUCUGUGAGGGCCCCGCCCAACCGAACUGUCUUUGACAGUGACUUGAUAGACAUUUCUAUGUACAACGGGGGACCAUGCCCACCGAGCAGCCACUCGGGCAUCAGUGCAGCUACCUGUAGCAGUAACGGGAGGAUGGAGGGGCCACCCCCCACCUACAGCGAGGUGAUGGGCCACUAUCCAGGCACCUCGUUCUUCCACCACCAGCACAGCAAUGCACACAGGGGCAGCAGACCACAGUUUCAGCAGAACAACUCAGAGAGCACAAUAGUACCCAUCAAGGGCAAAGAUAGGAAGCCUGGGAACCUGGUCUGAUCCCUCCAGAGUGCACUAUUCAAGGAGAGAGAAACCUCAGCAGAGAGACAGGCCUGCAGGCCCCUGCUACAGUGUUGUCCAGCUUUACAUGGUACAACUGAGUAAAACCAAAUGUGCAAACAUGGUCUUCGUUUCUGAUUCCUUUCAGGGGAAUUGCAUGCAAACAAGACUGAAACAAUACAGACUUCCAUCCCAUCUGACCAUAAACAGUGUUCAUCUGGGGGCAGGGGGCGGGAACAGGGGGAGAGAUGAUAUGGGCUUGGCAAAGGGUGGGUGGGGGAAACAGUAUGGAUGCUUUGAAGACAUCAUGAAGUAAGACCACAGAGGUAUUUGAUUUAUUUAAUUCCAAAAAGAAACUGCAGAUAAGUGAGGUCAGAAUGGCCUGUUUUAUCAAUAACCGAAUAAAGAAGGAAGAAUUAUUAUAUAUUAUCUUGGGGAAGAAUCAGCAAGUUUGCUUUUUCUCCAAAGGUGUGAAACUUUUAUUUUGUUUUAAAAAUAUGAAUUAAAACUCCUGUUUGUGUGCCAAGGUAGGAAGUGAAGAAGUUAGAUGAAUGCAAGGAGAAGCAAAUUUGUGUUGUGAUGGUAUGUUUUAAAAGUUGCACUAUCUUAAUGUUUAAAACAUGUACGAGGGAACUGCUUUGCGUGAAGUUCUGUCUGUUGUCUUGUCACCUGUGGAUGAUUAUGAAGCCCAAGGAAUAUUCUCGAGUCAUACAAGGAAAGGUACUUGGGGAUGUGGCCUAAUGUUUACCAAGUUACAUAUAUAUUAAAAAGUGGUUAUUGUUGUAAGAAUUAGCAGCAAGUACCUAUGUACCCAAGGCAGUGGGGGAGGCAGGUAGAAAGCAGCACAUCCAUUAUGUAUCCAGUAUCAUGUAGAGCGCCCCUGUCUCUAGCAGUGGAGUUCUCCAGUAAUUUAGACUUUUUCCACUGUAGCAUGGAAUAUAUUCAGACACAUAUUUUACGCAAUAAAUCGCUUAAGAUGCAA